UUCAAAUCUUUUGUUUUGUUUUUCUAUUUCUUUCUUUCUCCUGUACUAGAUCUGCUAGAGGCUUCCAUUUCCUGAGAAGAAUCCUAAAUCCAUUCAAUUUCAAACCCUAAACCCAUUUAUAAACCACACAAUAUAAGAAUUAAUCGUUGAAAUUUGUAAAAGGGAUCUCUCUCUCCGUUCCGUGGUGAUGUCAGCAAGUAGUAAUGGGGUGUCGAUUUGGUUCAACAGGAAGGUGGUUGAUCCCCUCCUCGAAAUCCUCCGCAGGGGUGCAGAACCGAAGCUGUUGGCCUUCUCUGCAGCUCUUGGCCUUACCAUUGGAUUAUUUCCAAUAUGCGGGACAACUGUGAUUCUGUGUGGAAUGGCAAUUGCAUUUCUGCGAUCUCACUGCCAUGCUCCAACUGUCAUGCUGGCUAAUGUCCUUGCUACACCAAUAGAACUGAGUUUGGUUGUACCUUUCUUGCGUUUUGGUGAAUUUGUCUCUGGUGGUGCUCAUUUUCCUUUAACUUCUGACGCUUUCAAGAAAGUGUUAACUGGCCAAGCUUCACAUGAGGUCUUAAUAAGUAUUGCGCAUGCGUUGUUGGGAUGGCUUGUUGCGACUCCUUUAAUUUUUGCCGCUCUGUACAUGGCAUUUUUACCAUUGUUUAAGGUGUUGGUUCCCAAGUUCAGCGCUGUUCCUUUAAGCCCAAAGAAAUCACUUUCAAGCACGGAAGUCAGGCUUAAGGGAAACUGAUGCGUCUUUCUAUUUCUCUGCAUCAUCGGAUAUAUUGCGGUGCAAGACACCUCAUUCACAGAAUACGUAUUAGUGUAUAUUCUCAGAGAGAGGGGGCAUGCGCGAGCUGAAACUUCACUUUGUUUCAGCGUUGAGCGCACACUAAUGGAAUACAAAUGAAUAUUUUCUUUUUCAAAUAAAAGUUUAGUUGAUUACUUCCAAAAGUCACAACAAUACUGCCUGUUUUGUAGCCAUAUCCUUUGUUUUUUUUUGGGAACUUUGCUAAGUUACUGUUGGGACCAAAUUAAGUCAAUACGACUGUUUGGCUAUCUACAGUGUUUCUUGCAACGAGGAGGAGGAGAUGGCUACGGAUAAGUUGAAGGGACAUCUGUUUUAUUAUAUUUUUAAACAUGUAAGAUUUUGUUGAAUAUGCUUGUUGUGACAUGACAAUAUGAAAUGAUAUGGCUCAGGCAUCUGACUCAAGGCA
Molecule: messenger RNA, 1196 nt
Organism: Malus domestica (apple)
Lineage: Eukaryota; Viridiplantae; Streptophyta; Magnoliopsida; Rosales; Rosaceae
Cellular component (GO): intracellular membrane-bounded organelle
Source: RefSeq, a predicted model, not a curated record